Molecule: messenger RNA, 1124 nt
Organism: Nomascus leucogenys (northern white-cheeked gibbon)
Lineage: Eukaryota; Metazoa; Chordata; Mammalia; Primates; Hylobatidae
Product: transmembrane protein 99 (putative)
Source: RefSeq, a predicted model, not a curated record
CGCCGCCGAAACUUCCGCCGCCGCGUCCGCCGCCUCCGGAACUAAACGGGAUGGAGCUAACACCCAUUAUGGAGAUUAACCACUUUUCAUCAGGUUUUUAACUUAAGUCUUGAGGAAUACAACCGUGAACACAAGAUUCAUUUUAUUGUCAUCACCAUGGGGCGUAUCCUGUUGUUGAGUUCUCUGGUUCAGACCUCUGAAGACUUCUCAGAUGGAUCCUAGGUCUCUGGGCUUGCCCUGAAAUUACUCGCUGCUCAGGGAGAGAGUUGGAAUGGUUGGCAUCCUCCCACUCUGUUGCGCCGGCUGUGACCCCUCACUCUGUUGCUCCAGUUGUGUCCCCUCUGUUGCUCUGACUGCAGCUCGUUCUGUUAGAGUUCCUCAUUCCAUUGGUCACUGUGGCCAGAGGGUGUUGGGCUCCCUUCCUCAAGUCUUCUUAAAGCCGUGGAUUUUUGUGGAGCGUUUUUCUUCUUGGCUCUCCCUUGAGUUGUUUUCCUUUCUUCGCUAUCUUGGGACUCUUCUUUGUGCUUCCGGACGUCGGUUGAGAGAAUGACUUCUUCUUCCUUGUCUCCUUGGUGUUGGCUGGUGGUUGCUCUUCAACAGCUGGACCGGAGGCUCUCGGUUUUCCCUUCAGCUUCAACAAGUCAGUCUCUCUCAAGGGUCUCACGCUGCAGCAUUCUUACCAGAGGCCACUAGGCCUGGAGUUCCAGUUCCAGUGUCUGGAGAGUCCACCUCAGCUCAGCAAUCUCAUGCCGGUUGCCAAUUGUCAGCAGAAGCCAAUGCCUGCCCAUCAGUUCUUUACGCUGAGGUGUUAGAGUGGAAUAAAAAUAUAAAUACUACUAGUAGUUUUCAUGACUUCUGCUUAAUAUUGGAUAUUUUUUUGUUUUGUUUUGUUUUGUUGUUUUGUUUUGUUUUGUUGGUGUUAGGCUUACCUUACAUUAAACCAGGCCUUAGCCUUUCUGUGGCUUUGUUGUGGCAAAGCCUCAUAUUACUCUCUAGUCUGGUUCAGCAGGACAGUCAGGUCCACACCUGGGCCCGUUUGUUUUCUACGUUUACCUCAACAUAAGGUACCUUAUCAUUGUCAGCCUUCAUCUCCUGAUCCAACAUAAAAUAAGAUGCCACAGGUU